Messenger RNA from Uloborus diversus, 628 nucleotides. Its product is annotated as RNA guanine-N7 methyltransferase activating subunit-like. The transcript has 2 exons. Gene Ontology annotation, molecular function: RNA binding. The record is from RefSeq and is a predicted model, not a curated record. Bases 81 to 482 code for a protein of 133 amino acids. Gene Ontology annotation, biological process: RNA 5'-cap (guanine-N7)-methylation. Lineage: Eukaryota; Metazoa; Arthropoda; Arachnida; Araneae; Uloboridae.
AUGAAACAAUUUUAAUGGUGAUUUUUGUUUACUAAUUCAACAUUUUAUAAACAGAAGCAACCUACUGAUAAACUAGCAAUAUGAGCGAAGUAGACGAACAAAAAGAUUCUGAAAGUGUUGCGAAGUUUGAAGAAAUGUUUAGGGACAGGUUUACUGAAGAAGAUUCUUUGUUUAUGGAGCUGAAAUCCAAAAAUUUGACUCCUCCUGCUGUCAUUCAUCCUUGGAGAAUAGCUCAAAAACAAUGGAAUAAAAAAUGGGACUAUUCACCUCGGAACCAAGAUGGAUAUAGAAAUAAUGGUCGGCAACAUUAUAAGCAAAAUCCACGUGAUGACCACCACAAUUCCUCUCAAGAUGGAGAAUGUAGCAAUUUCAGAAGCAGGAGUUAUGAAUCAUACCAUGAUGUCAACAGAGAUAGAAGUUAUCACAGGGAAAUGGAACUGAGAUUUAAACACAGGGGCGGCCAACAUAAUUACAGGAAUUAAUGGACAAAAGAACUGAACAAUAUUUUUAUAUUGUUUUACUGUGUAUGUAUAUAUUAAGAUCAUGUAAAUUAUUUUUCUUAAUAUACUUUUUGUUUAGUGAUUUGAUUUUAAUAAAUAUUAUUUUCUUUCCAAUAUAACAUCAAAAA